Messenger RNA from Dacryopinax primogenitus, 486 nucleotides. RefSeq lists its product as uncharacterized. Lineage: Eukaryota; Fungi; Basidiomycota; Dacrymycetes; Dacrymycetales; Dacrymycetaceae. Bases 1 to 486 code for a protein of 161 amino acids. The transcript is spliced from 4 exons. The record is from RefSeq and is a predicted model, not a curated record.
AUGUUCUUCGCCAAAGCUGUUCUUCUUGCUUGGACCAUCGCCAUCCAAGUGACAUUUGCCUACCCUGUCCGGACGUUCGAUUCUCGGGACGAAAAUCUGUUGGAAGCAAGAGAAGAGCUAGUGAGCUUGCAAACACGGUCGCCAGAAUCAAUAGAUGUGUUGGGUGACAUUCUCUUCUUGCGUUCUACGGAUGAUGCCGAAUGGGAAGAUGAACUAGAAAUGCGCCAUAAUCCGCUCAUUGCGCCAUUGAAAGGUACCGUGGGUCGGAUCACGUCAAAUGUCAAAGCCGUCACCCAUAAGAUCGCACAUCCUGUGGAAACCUGGACAAAAAUAAGGAACCCGCCUCUGGAUAGGGUUGCCAGCACACGGUCUCUGUACGGAGAUAAGCCAACUCUUGUCGACAAAAUCAAGGCCUCAGUGCACCCCACAAUCAAAGCCGUACUGAACCAUGUUACCGGGAGAAAGGAUUCAACUGAUUCCACAUAA